CACGGUUCCACCUAACUUACCUAGUAGUAGGCUAGUACUACUACCUAGGUACUGUAGUAGUACUGUAGUAGACACUUUAUUUUACAUCUUACAUCCCUGUUUCUUAGUCUCAAAAUCCUAGGUUAGCACAGAUGAUUUAGAUGUGGAUAGUCGAUUUCCUAUUCGAUUUCCAACUCGAUUUCCUACCAUUCCCAUGUUAAUGCUAAUCAUUGAUGCUUGCAAAAGUGGCCAGAGCCAGUUGAAAUCUUUGCAACGUCUUCUAUCGUAACUCUUCUCCUUUCGCCUCCUCCUCUUAUAGUUCUUUCUAUACCUCUUUACCUUGUGUUUCCGCACGUCGCGGUCAUCUCACCUUGUGCUGCGUUCUGCGCACACACAUGAGAACAAGUUUGGUUUGUAAGGUCAGACGAAUCUAAUGUGCUCGGCCUAAUUCCCUUCUCCCUCCCUUCUUCUCCCAAUGCCUUUAUAUCUUUCUUAGCCGCUGGUGCGGAGGAAGGGGUGCAGGAUUAUCAUCAUGGUUCCUCCUGCGAAGGAGAUGCUUUCCCUGCUGUUGCGACCAAGGCAAGCUGCUAGACGCGUCGACUCGGCGCGUCUAUCUAAUUCAAAUACCAAUACGCCCUCGCCUGGUCCAGCGGGCCAUGAUUAUGGUGAACAGCGACAUGCUAUUGCGGAUUUUACCGAAGGGGACGACGAUGAGGAAGAGGAAGAGGACGAUGAUUUUGAUGUCGAUGAAGGGCCUUCCGGGCCUCGGAUAAAUCGACCCUUCCAAGAAACGAAUGCGCGCAGAAACUCGGCUUCACUUAUCCCUCUAUUCUCUACUCAUUACCUGGAUGCCUUACCUGUCUACAACGUCGUUCACGCCAUCCGAAUUCUCGUCCAGACACGAACCGAGACCAUGCUAACCUGGGAUCAAAUUCGAUCUCCUCAAGUUUCCCAAUUUCUUGUAAAGCCCAUGCAGCAGCAGAUUCGGACGCAGCACUUUAGUCGUGUAACUCUCUAUGCGCUUAUGGCAAAUUCUCUACAGUUUGGAAAGGAAGGACAGCUGUACCCAGGUAACGCGGGUACAAGUUUCACAAGGGCAAGGGUUUGCGAGCUGCUGGCGUUGAAGUUACUGAAGGAAUAUACCACGAGGGAACUCAUCGACGCAUUGUCCUACGACUUUUACCCACUUCAAGGGGCCCCCGAAACACCCACAUCCCCCAAUGCGAGGACUUCUGACAGUAAAGGCCGCCCAGCUGCAGCUCGGUCUUCAACCCUCGAGGUAGCUAUCCGUGCCUCGGCCAAACACUUCCUUGCCCAUCCGCUCGUGGUACAGCAACUCGAGGCUAUCUGGAAUGGUGCAAUCAGCUUCUACUCAUCUCAAGAUAAUAUUCAUCGGAUGCCAUCAACCUCAAUAAAGUCGGACAGGAAUGCUCCAAGUAAUCCUGCCGACUCCCGGACACCCCUCCUUGGUCACCCUGCUAAAGAACAGCAAUCUCAACUGCCACUCCAUGCCAUACCUAUUCGACGAACUGUUAAUCUGUAUGACCCACGUCAAGCUUCCCCUUUAAAACUGUCCCGCCUUCGUGUUCCACGGUAUAGACAAUUCUUAUCGACCUGCUCUUUAUUUAUAUUAAUAUGCCUGUUUCUCGCCGUCCUGAUAGAACGUUCUAGUCGUAUCACCGAGCUAGAACUAAUAUUUUGGUUCUGGAGUGCAGGUUUCAUGCUCGACGAAGUCGUCGGCUUUAAUGAGCAGGGUUUCUCGUUGUACAUCAUGAGCUUCUGGAACAUAUUUGAUCUCGGGAUAUUGCUUCUCCUUAUCAUCUACUAUUGCAUGAGAGCUUAUGGUGUCUUCCUGGUUGAUCCCCACCAUUGGAAUGAGCUGGCCUAUGAUGUUUUGGCAGCCAACGCAAUUCUCCUGCUGCCGCGUAUUUUCAGUGUUCUAGAUCACUAUCGAUAUUUUUCCCAGCUCCUGAUUGCCUUCCGGCUCAUGGCGGUGGAUCUGGCUGCUGUGUUCAUCCUCGUAUUGAUUAGCUGUUCCGGAUUUUUUGUCUUCUUCACACUCUCACGGACUUCAAAUGAUGCUCCCGAUGUGGCCUAUAAAAUCUUCCAGAUUUUGAUGGGUUUCACUCCUGCGGCAUGGGACGUAUGGCCAGAGUAUACUUACCUAGGUAGGACGAUUCUGGUUUUCUUCUUGAUCAUGUGUCAUUUCCUUGUCGUAACGAUCUUGAUUACCGUCCUGACAAAUUCCUUCAUGGCAAUCGCAUCGAAUGCGAAUGAGGAGCAUCAAUUCUUGUUUGCAAUCAACACUAUAUCUAUGGUGAAGAACGACGCGCUAUUCUCAUACGUCGCUCCAGGGAAUAUAAUUGCCUGGAUGCUCACGCCAUUGCGAUAUGUCUUGCCCAUAAGACAAUUCGUGGUUUUGAACCGUACUGUCAUCAAAUUUACUCACUUUCCUCUUCUAUUCUGCAUAUUUCUCUACGAGAAAUACUUCUUAGCCUCGUCAAUAUACGAGCCGACAGAUCUGGUUGAGAAUCAGGGACGACAAAGAAACAGAGGAAUUUCAUUCACUGAUCCUGCUAGUAGGGGAGCAGCCCUCUUCAGUCCGAAUAUGCGCACACACGAAGAGUCAGUUGCUGGGAUCCAGAAAGACCGUGCUCUGGACGAAGUCUUCCGUCGACCACCUGAUGUUAGCACAAUACGAAACCAGAGGCGACAAGAGAGGAGGAAGACGCAGACAGCAAUUCGAAACUGGAUGGACCAGAACGAUGAGAUCGGCGAACGUCUAUCGCAUUGGCCAACAAUUGACAGCCGUCCUAGUCCGUCGCAACGACGAAUGAGCAUGAGCCGUGAUUAUCCCAAGAGGUUCAGGCAUGUCUCUGACAUUCGAUCGGCUGCAAGUGACCCUGCAGACCUUGCAUCAAAUAGCGCAUUCCCCCUCUUCAAUACUAGGGAACUCAAUGGACAGAUUGAUAAACAACAAGCCCAGUAUCAGGAUCAAACUGAAGCCGAUGGUGACGAUGAAUUCGUAACGAAUGACGAAGAGGAAGACGAUGCAGGGGUCGCAAGUCGCCGUGGAAGCAAAGCUGCUGAACAAGAGCAGGAAGACUACUUCACAACUUCAACAUUACGACGUGGAACGGUAAAUCCCUCUUCUCUUGGCUCCUCUCCGCGUCACCAGCACUCAUCCAUGGCAUCACCCCGAGCCGGUAAUCCAUCCCGUCGCCAAGGUUUGCAUAGCCGUACGAUGUCUACGAACACGAUUCUCUACGCUCCACAGGGAUCUGGUCGCUACGCACUAAGCCCGUCCUCGAUCUCCGAGGAACCAUCGGGGGUCCCUUCCCGGCCCCGACCUGGUCGAUUGACUAUACCGGUGGAAACUUCGGAGAAAAGCGGCACAAAAUCACCGCGAAAGAUACAAAAUGGGUCCAAUGUUCCAGUCCGGCCAAGGCCAAUACCCGCGAGGUCGGUACCGAAUCGCUCCUCUCUGACUGCUGCCGAUCCUAGAAUCCGAAAGCUCUCGUCUAUCGACGCAGACAUCAGUUCUGACAUGGGUCUUGAUGUCCAUAACUUUGGUGCUGUGCCGUCCUCCUUCGCAACACAAAUGGCCAUGGCCACCGGCCAGCUCAAAGCGUGGAAUCAAGCUGGCCGAGACCGUGAUGAUGCUGAUAGGAUGAGUCGAUUGGUUCUGGCCAGGAUGAAGACUCUGGAGGAGGGCUUCGCAGACGUCGUCAAGGAAAUGCGGGUCAUGAGGAGCGCAGCUCCGACGGCCCAGAACUCGGGCGACGAUCUCAGCUUCAAAACUGGUACCAGCAGCGAGAUACCGAGUAGUAGUAAAGGUAGACUGAGCAAGGUGGCGAGCGAGAGAAGCCGGCCCGGGAGUGCCAGGGAUCAGAAGGCCGGUCUUGGUACGGUCACACCGCAGAGUCAGAAGGCUAAGGGGAAGAAUAAGGGCAAGGGUAAGGGGAAGGAGAUGGCGAAAUCAUGGUCGAGGUCGCAAAGUGAAAGUGAAGGGUCUGGUUCACUUUGAAGUUGAAGAAGGGGGAAGAGGGGGUUCGCUCUAAGUGUGAUGUUUCCUUUUCAUCAUUUCUUUUAAGCCUCAUGCGCUCCAUGGGAAGAGGAGACAUGCUCGGCGAGAAUUCCAUGCAUGCAUUUUGGCGUUUUUUUGGCCUGGUUCAAAAGGUUGGGGUGGGGGGGAUAAGGUUGAACUGGCUCGAAGUUUUCAUACGGUACGGUACGGUACUAUACUGCAUUGUAUCAUAGGGGAAGGGGUGAUCUGGCAUACGAAUGUGCGCCUAUAUGGCAGCUCUGCACUUUUAUACUACUACAUGGAAGAUUGAUGGAUGGAUUGAACUGAACUGUUUAUAAAACGGACGGCUUACGAGAGCUGAACUACGUUUCUAAUGAGGAAAUCACUUUGCCAU
This is a messenger RNA of Hypoxylon fragiforme, 4400 nucleotides long. RefSeq lists its product as uncharacterized. The record is from RefSeq and is a predicted model, not a curated record. NCBI's taxonomy places the organism in Eukaryota, Fungi, Ascomycota, Sordariomycetes, Xylariales, Hypoxylaceae. The transcript has 5 exons. The coding region runs from base 512 to 4006 and encodes 1164 amino acids.